Nannospalax galili (Upper Galilee mountains blind mole rat) is the source of this 2301-nucleotide messenger RNA. RefSeq names its product disintegrin and metalloproteinase domain-containing protein 1b-like. The transcript has a single exon. The annotation marks the transcript as partial. Gene Ontology annotation, biological process: male gonad development; binding of sperm to zona pellucida; proteolysis. The record is from RefSeq and is a predicted model, not a curated record. Lineage: Eukaryota; Metazoa; Chordata; Mammalia; Rodentia; Spalacidae. Gene Ontology annotation, cellular component: sperm head plasma membrane; plasma membrane; external side of plasma membrane. Gene Ontology annotation, molecular function: metalloendopeptidase activity.
AUUUGGGCUCCCUAGAUGAAGAAUCUAAAGUUAGGGCUAGUGCCAAAAUUUUUGCAUGUCAGAUUGGGGACCAUGUUUCUCUUGGCAAUAAUUUUUCUCCUAAGCGCAUUCUGUGACAUGGGAUCAGUAUAUUAUUCUUCUUAUGAAAAAGUCAUCCCCAAGAGAUUGCUAGGCAAGGGAAGUGAAGACCCAGGAGAAAAAGUGUCCUAUAUGUUGUUUAUGCAGGGCCAGAAGCAGCUGGUUCACCUGAAGGUAAAGAGAGACUAUUUUGUGAAUGACUUUCCAGUCUAUAGUUACCACAAUGGCAUGCCAAGGCAAGAAAUGCCUUUCCUCGCACAGGACUGCCACUAUGAAGGCUAUAUCGAAGGAGCGCCAGGCUCUUUUGUUUCUGUCAACAUCUGCUCAGGUCUCCGGGGAAUCCUGAUUAAGGCGGAAACAUCCUACAGCAUUGAGCCCAUGCUUUCCUCCAAAGGGUUUGAACAUGUCCUGUACACCAUGGCACGUCAACCUCGAGUUUCCUGCAGUGUAACUUCCAAGGACAGUCAGGAGGUCGCCAGCCAGCAGCAAAGGAGCAGGAAGCCUCUUGACCUACAGGUGCUGUCCUACUUGUGGUCACACACCAAAUAUGUGGAGAUGUUUAUUGUGGUCAACCACCAGAGGUUCCACAUGUGGGGAAGUAACAUGAGUGUGACGGUCCAGGCAGUAGUGGACAUCAUUGCUCUGGCCAACAGCUUCACUAGGGGAAUAAAUACAGUGGUGGUGCUGAUGGGAAUGGAAAUUUGGACUGAGGGUGACCUGAUUGAGGUCCCAGUGGACCUGCCCAUUACGCUCAGGAAUUUCAACCGCUGGAGAGAGGAGCAGCUCCUGAACCGGGCAAGGCAUGAUGUUGCCCACAUGAUCAUUGGGCAUCACCCUGGAGCGAACUCCGGUCAGGCAUUUCUCAAUGGCGCCUGUUCAAGCGGGUUUGCUGCGGCCGUCGAGUCCUUCCACCAUGAAGAUGUCCUCCUCUUUGCAGCGCUCAUGGUCCAUGAACUUGGACACAACCUGGGUAUUCAGCAUGACCUCCCGGCCUGCCUUUGUAAAGAUAGGCACUUUUGCCUCAUGCACGAGAAUAUCACUAAGGAAAGUGGCUUCAGCAACUGCAGCUCUGUCUACUUCCACCGUUUUCUCCAGGACCACAAAGGGGCCUGCCUAUUUAACAAGCCCUGGAGCCAAAGCCACCAGAGCCGCAAGCGCAGAGAAGCCCAGUGUGGAAAUGGUGUGGUGGAGGCAGGGGAGGAGUGUGAUUGUGGCAGUGACUGUGAAAAUAACAACUGCUGUGAAGAAAAUUGUCAUCUGAAGGAGACUGCACAGUGUAGCAAUGAGCCUUGCUGUUCUCGAUGCCAAUUUAAAACAAAGGGACAAACUUGUCGUCAUGCUAAUGGAGAAUGUGACCUCCCAGAAUACUGUACUGGAACCUCUGCAACAUGCCCGGAAAACAGGCUAGUGCAGGAUGGCUCAAAAUGUCAUGGUUCUUUCCUUUGCUCUCAUGGUCAAUGCAUGGACCCUAACUAUCAGUGCUCUCUUCUUUUUGGGUAUAGUUCAAGGGCAGCUCCAAUUGAAUGCUAUAGCUCUCUGAAUGGCAAAGGGAACCGGUUUGGAAAUUGUGGCAUUUCCUCUGAGUCUCCGAGAACAUAUGCAAAGUGUUCAGAAAAUAAUACACUGUGUGGGAAACUUAUAUGUACUGAAGCUACUUUCUUACCACCAAUCAAAGACAAAUAUAUAUUGAUCCAGGUCCCUCUUGAUCUGGAAUGGUGCUGGAGUAUGGCUGCUUUGGACUUGACAGACAGCCCUGAUGAAGGACAUGUGCAGAAUGGCACUUUCUGUGCUCCAGGAAAAGCUUGUGAGAAGUACUUUUGUGAAGACAUUGUUGUAUUGGAAUCUUCCUGUGAUCCAGAACGAUCAUGUAGUGGGCAUGGAAUUUGCAAUGAUUUAGGGAACUGCCAUUGUUUGCCUGGCUUUGCACCUCCUGACUGCAAAGACAAAGGAGAUGGGGGCAGUGUGGACAGUGGUCCCCCUAUAAUGCCAAGUGUAAAACCUCCCGAUGUAGAUGCUGGUCAAAAUGAUAGCAAAGAAAGUACUGAAGAAUUGGCAAUAAAAUUAAAAUUGCUAGUAAUUGCUAUCGUUUUGUCACUAAUAGUACUAUUAAUGGCUAUCUGUGCUAUGAUUGUGCAUAGUGAGUCACUGGAGCAUUUAGAAGCUCUUCCAGAAGACAGAGAAAAGGUUCCAGAACAGGGCCUGGCAGAAAAGGAAGAGGAGAAA